Molecule: messenger RNA, 780 nt
Organism: Colletotrichum higginsianum IMI 349063
Lineage: Eukaryota; Fungi; Ascomycota; Sordariomycetes; Glomerellales; Glomerellaceae
Product: Nucleolar protein,Nop52
Exons: 2
Coding region: 1-780 (259 amino acids)
Biological process (GO): rRNA processing
Cellular component (GO): preribosome, small subunit precursor; preribosome, large subunit precursor; nucleus
Source: RefSeq, a predicted model, not a curated record
AUGGCGUCCCAAGAACAGAACAUGCCGUUCAUUAGGAACCUGGCCUCCAGCGACCGCAAGCUCCGCACCCAGGCCCUGUCCUCCCUCCAGACCUUCCUCGGCUCCCACCGCUCCCUCGCGCGCCUCGACGCCCUCAAGCUCUGGAAGGGCCUCUUCUACGCCAUGUGGAUGUGCGACCGCCCCGUGCCCCAGCAGAACCUCGCCGCCGAGCUCGCCGCCCUGACGUCGUGCGUCCGCGCCGACGACGUGCCCGUCUGGCUCGCCGCCUUCUGGGAGACCAUGGCCGCCCAGUGGACCGACAUCGACGUCCUCCGCAUGGAGAAGUUCCUCCUCCUCGUCCGCCGCACCUUCGCCGCCGGCCUCCAGUGGGUCCGCGACGGCGCCUACGCCGACGCCCGCGCCGACGCCCUGCUCGCCGUCUACGCCGAGUUCCCCUUUGAGCUCGAGGGCGACCUGCGCAAGGUCCCCGUCGGCAUGCGCCUGCACGGCGUCGACAUCUGGGUCGACGAGCUCGAGCGCCUCGGCAUGCUCGACGCGGACGCGGAAGGCGGCGAGAAGGCCGUCGCUUUCGCCAAGAGGCUGAGCCAGAUCGUCGAGCCGCUCAAGAGGUCGCCCGUCAAGACGGUACGCGCCAAGGUCGCCGAGGCCGUCGAGGACGAGAGGCUGCCGUGGACGGAGAGGAAGGCCGACAACGAGGUGGCCGACGCGACGGCAACAGGGGCCGACGGAGCCAUGGACGAGGACGAUGAUGAAGAGUGGGGUGGCAUCGAUGAUAAAUAG